Molecule: messenger RNA, 2391 nt
Organism: Pseudoliparis swirei
Lineage: Eukaryota; Metazoa; Chordata; Actinopteri; Perciformes; Liparidae
Gene: ywhag1
Product: 3-monooxygenase/tryptophan 5-monooxygenase activation protein, gamma polypeptide 1
Exons: 2
Coding region: 146-889 (247 amino acids)
Biological process (GO): signal transduction
Cellular component (GO): cytoplasm
Molecular function (GO): protein kinase C binding
Source: RefSeq, a predicted model, not a curated record
CGCACAGACAGCAGGCAGCAGCUGCAGCGAGAAGGAUCCCGGCGCCGGAACUCUGCAUACAAAUUACAUUUUAAAAAGCAGCCACAAUACGAUUUAUUUAUCCGACACGCAGGAGACGAGCAAAAACGCACGCACCACCUCCAAAAUGGUAGACCGCGAGAAACUGGUGCAGAAAGCCCGGCUGGCCGAGCAGGCGGAGAGGUAUGAUGAUAUGGCAGCAGCCAUGAAAUUGUUGACAGAGCUGAAUGAAGCGCUAUCCAACGAGGAGAGGAACCUGCUCUCCGUGGCCUACAAGAACGUGGUCGGGGCGAGGCGGUCAUCCUGGCGCGUCAUCUCCAGCAUUGAGCAGAAGACGUCCGCCGACGGCAACGAGAAGAAGAUCGAGAUGGUGCGCGCGUACCGGGAAAAGAUCGAGAAGGAGCUGGAGGCCGUCUGCCAGGACGUGCUCAACCUCCUCGACAACUUCCUGAUCAAGAACUGCAACGAGACGCAGCACGAGAGCAAAGUGUUCUACCUGAAGAUGAAGGGCGACUACUACCGCUACCUGGCCGAGGUGGCCACGGGGGAGAAGAAGGCCGCGGUGGUGGAGUCCGCCGAGAAGUCCUACAGCGAGGCCCACGAGAUCAGCAAGGAGCACAUGCAGCCCACCCACCCCAUCCGCCUGGGCCUGGCCCUCAACUACUCCGUCUUCUACUACGAGAUCCAGAACGCCCCGGAGCAGGCGUGCCACCUGGCAAAGACCGCCUUCGACAACGCCAUCGCCGAGCUGGACACCCUGAACGAGGACUCCUACAAAGACUCCACUCUGAUCAUGCAGCUGCUACGAGACAACUUGACGCUGUGGACGAGCGACCAGCAGGACGACGAGGGAGGGGAGGCCAACAAUUAAAGAGUCCAAAACCUCAUUCUGCUCCAAAAAAUUUAAAAACACACGCGCUCACAAAUGACAAAAUAAUACUAGAUCUUAGAAAUAAAAAAAAUAAUAGGGUGGGGGAGGGGGGAGAGCAGUGGAUUGCGGCGACUAAUUCCGCUGACGGUACUACCGGCUGCUGCUCUUUAUUUUUCAACAAAUUAAAAGUGAAAAUUAAAAAAACAAAAAAAUUGACUGAGGGAAGACAAUUUUAGUUUGAGAAAUAACCUAGGAGAGGAAAAAAGAAUGAAACCCCCUUCCUUGGUAGCCUCUGCAACAAUUGCCAAAAUACCACUUUAGAAGCAAGAGGUAUGUCAUUCAUCACAGUGACGAUUGGGGAGCCACGCCGUCACACUGGCAGAGACUGGUCUUAUCGCGCUAACGAAGCUGAGCUGUCCUGUUGUAUUUGGUGAGAGGAGCAUUCGGAAAUUGAGUUUUCGAUGCUCGAACAACCACAAAAUCGGAGUAACCUUGAAUGUCGCGGCCUUGCUUAUCGAGCGGGAGAAAGACAAGGGCGAGUGUGAGUGAGCAAGAGAGAGAGAGCGGACAGGUUGCAGAGGUGGAAAAGGGCUUUUAUCGGGGCAUCGUCGUUGACACCUUUAGUUGCACCACACUGAUCGUCGGGUGUAAAGCAUGUUGUCUCUUUUAUUGAGGAUGAAAUCAAAAAAAUUAAAUAAAUACUUAUUUUUGUUUUGCUUUGUGUCAGGUAUGUUUCCAGCGCAGUCACACAGUGAUACCGUCACUAAAAAUACAAAUUCAUGACGUAAACCUAGUGCGGCUUGGCCCUCAUGUGCUGGUGUGAUUUAUUAAAUAAAUGAACAGUUUUUGGACACCUAAUUCUUAUCGUCAGGAUUGUUGUUACUACAACAAUACUGGCUCCUUGUAGGAAAAAACAAACAAUUUGAUUAACGGAAAUCCAGAUUACUACAUUUUCAAAGAGGAAAAAACACGGGGAUCGAAUACACCAUCACGAGUCGACCCUUACUCUCCAGUUAUAGGAUCUCCAUAACAACCAGUAGGAUCUGGGAAACGGCCCCGGCAGCCACACACACUCUAUUCCUAUACUCGGUACUGUUUGUGGACGGAGCACAUGCAACGUUAAGUGGAAGCUCUAAAAGCAGAUCUGAGGUUUGUGGAUUUACUUUGUCUUCACGUUCUUCUCGGUCAAGAGAUGCACUCGCCUAUUCUACUGUUUCUUCAGUGUAGGAUGAUAACUGCUCCAAUAUUCUCCAUAAUACAACAUUGUGCAUGCUGGUGAUGUAUUUAUACAGUAGCUUCAAUUCAUUAACUUAUACUCUAGAUGUUAUGUAUUCAUAUGAAGAUGGAAUUACAAGACCUUAAUUGGAUUCUUUUCUAUUUCUUUUUAUUGCGAUUGUUAGCUAGACCUUACUUUAAAUCUGUGUUUUCUUUACUCCAUUUGCUGAAGUACACUAUACCAAAACAGUGAUUGUUGACAAUAAAUUGAUCUGUUAUGGACAUUG